Messenger RNA from Microcebus murinus (gray mouse lemur), 5159 nucleotides. The record is from RefSeq and is a predicted model, not a curated record. Lineage: Eukaryota; Metazoa; Chordata; Mammalia; Primates; Cheirogaleidae.
AGAAUUGUGCUCUUAAUGCACAUUUUCUUUCUUGGUGACAAAGACAGUCAAAAGAUGCAAAACUGUCAUGGGAAGUCAGCUAUUGUGACGAUUUGCCUUUUUUUUUAGGCUUUUUAUUAGUAAUAUUAGAAGUGUCAAAAGGAGUUAUUUAAAAAUUGAUGUAUUAACUGUGGCUAGAUUCCUUAUGUUUUGUUCUUCGGGGAAUUAUGGAAACAUAAUUAUCUCAACUUUUUUUCAUCAUUGUAGGGUCAGGCAUCGUUGUGCAACAAUAUUUUAAUAGCAAGAAAUCUCAAAAAUCCUGACAGUCUUUGCACAUUCACAGUUUCAUGGGCUUUUGCAUCAUUGCUUCUGAAUUGCUAAUGAAGAGCUCAAUAUAGCUUCUGAUGCAUUUCAGAUAUUCUGGGUGGUGACUGGCUAGAGUGUUACUGACAUCACAACAUACAGCUGUUGACUUUCUAUUGUCUCUGAGUCCUCCUCAGCAAGUGCCUUAGACUGCUCUAGCGAGCUUUCCUAAUGCCUGACUAAUCAGCUAGAUGUGUGUGCGGUGAGCUCUGUAGAGGAGCAAUGCAGAGCAUCAGUUUACAGAUCAGAUACUAUGGAAAGUACAUCUUCAUUAACUCUAUAUGAUGAAGCAAAUACCAGUACAAUGAAGGGCACUGAAAGUUAUGAUAUAUUUGAUCCAAGACAGUCCAUUCCAGUCCAGGAAUCUACAGUGGUGACAAGGACAUGGGACUCCUCCUGCCAGAUUACAGAUGGUACAAUACAAUUGACAUCCUGGCUGACAACUGUGGAAAGGAACCUUGGAUUAUUUUAUUUUAUUUUUGUGGAACCCCACAAACCCAAAUCCAUAGGACACAUCAGGCUUCAUUCUAAAAUAACCUUUGCUGAUGAGGAUGUCUGAUACUGUUACUAUAAAAGAUGAAACUGAAACAAUGAAGGAUUUGGAGGCAGAAAUGAAAGAUACAACCGGAGUUGAAAAUAUUAUCAAAUCAGAAAACUAUGGAAAGAUUUUGGCAGAGAAGAAUGACCGUUGUAUUGACAACAAUAUUGAUUUGCAGCGGCCAUUGCAGUCAUUUGGACAGACAGGAAAAAGGUCUAAGUCGAGCUCAAAGUUAAAGCUAGUUCGGAGCCUUGCAGUAUGUGAAGAAUCUCCACCACCCCCUGCUGCAGAGAUAUCACAGGAGAACCAGGAGAAAAUUCAGAUCCCAUUAACACAAUCAUUUGAAAAAGAGGAGAAGCCCUCAAAAGAUGAAGCGGAAAAAGAAAAAGCCAGUGAUAAGUUGCCCAGAAAAAUGUUAUCAAGAGAUUCCAGUCAAGAAUACACUGAUUCAACUGGCAUAGAUCUACAUGAAUUUUUAGUAAAUACAUUAAAAAACAAUCCCAGGGACAGAAUGAUGCUGCUGAAAUUGGAACAAGAAAUUUUAGAUUUCAUUGGUAAUAAUGAGUCUCUACGUAAAAAAUUCCCCCCAAUGACAUCAUACCAUAGGAUGCUGUUACAUAGAGUAGCUGCUUACUUUGGAUUAGACCACAAUGUUGAUCAGAGUGGGAAGUCUGUCAUAGUAAACAAAACUAGCAAUACAAGAAUACCUGAUCAGAAAUUUAAUGAACAUAUUAAGGAUGAUAAAGGUGAAGACUUUCAGAAACGGUAUAUCCUCAAGAGAGAUAACUCUAGCUUUGACAAAGAUGACACCCAGAUGAGAAUACGUUUGAAAGAUGACAGAAGAAGCAAAUCUAUAGAAGAAAGAGAAGAAGAGUACCAGAGAGCUAGAGACCGGAUAUUUUCCCAAGAUUCCCUGUGUUCCCAAGAGAAUUAUAUUAUUGACAAAAGAAUCCAAGAUGAGGAUGCUAGUAGUACCCAGCAGAGGCGCCAGAUAUUCAGAGUUAAUAAAGAUGCUUCAGGAAGAUCAACAAAUAGCCAUCAAAGCAGCACUGAGAAUGAGUUGAAGUAUUCAGAACCACGACCCUGGAGCAGCACAGAUUCAGACAGCUCUCUCCGAAACCUAAAACCUGCCGUAACCAAAGCCAGCAGCUUCAGUGGAAUCUCAGUCCUGACAAGAGGUGAUAGUUCUGGAAGCAGCAAAAGCAUAGGCAGGCUUUCAAAAACAGGUUCUGAGUCUUCUGGUAGUGUAGGGUCAUCUACAGGCUCUCUUUCUCACAUCCAGCAGCCUCUUCCAGGUACAGCUCUCAGCCAGUCUUCUCAUGGCGCACCUGUCGUCUAUCCAACUGUCAGCACUCAUAGUUCUCUUUCCUUUGAUGGUGGCCUAAAUGGGCAAGUCGCAUCUCCUAGCACUAGCUUCUUUUUGCUUCCCUUGGAAGCGGCAGGCAUACCACCUGGCAGUAUUCUGAUCAACCCACAAACAGGUCAGCCCUUCAUAAACCCAGAUGGGAGUCCAGUUGUGUAUAAUCCUCCUAUGACUCAACAACCAGUUAGACCCCAAGUGCCUGGACCUCCACAGCCACCUCUGCCACCCCCACCAACUCAACAACCAGCAGCUAAUCACAUUUUCUCACAGCCUGUUCGUCCUCUGCAGUCCUCUUCACAGCCUGUUCAGUACUCUACAGUCCCUUACCCAUCCCCGCUCCUGCCAGUCUCACCCACCCAGCAAUACUCCGUGGAUAACCUUGGGUCUCAGUUUAGCCACAUGAGUCUUGCCCGCCAGCCAUCCACUGAUGGUUCUGACCCUCACGCCACCAUGUUCCAGUCCACUGUUGUUCUUCAGUCUCCACAGCAAUCUGGUUUUAUCAUGACAGCAGCCCCUCCACCACAUCCUCCGCCGCCGCCACCACCACCACCCCCUCCUCCUCCCCUACCACCUGGGCAGCCAGUCCCUACUGCUGGCUAUUCUGCCUCUGGUCAUCCUGUCAGCCAGCCUGUGCUCCAGCAGCAGGGAUAUAUUCAGCAGCCAUCACCACAGAUGCCAGCCUGUUAUUGCGCUCCAGGCCACUAUCACUCCAAUCAACCUCAGUAUCGCCCAGUCCCUUCUGUCCAUUACAAUUCACAUCUAAACCAACCACUGCCACAACCUGCACAGCAGACAGGUUAUCAAGUUAUGCCCAACCAGCAGCAAAACUACCAAGGAAUAGUUGGAGUUCAGCAACCCCAGAGUCAGAACCUAGUCAGUGGCCAACCCAACAGCAUUGGAAAUCAGAUUCAAGGAGUAGUCAUCCCCUAUCCCACAGUGCCAUCAUAUCAGGUUUCACUGCCUCAAGGUUCUCAAGGAAUUGCCCAUCAGACUUAUCAACAGCCUGUUAUGUUCCCGAAUCAGUCUAAUCAAGGAUCUAUGCCCACAGCAGCAAUGCCCGUUUACUAUAGUGUCAUUCCACCUGGCCAACAAAAUAAUUUAAGCUCUUCAGUCAGUUACUUGCAGCACCCAGGAUCAGAACAAGUACAGUUUCCUCGGACUACUUCACCAUGCAGUUCCCAACAGCUUCAAGGCCACCAGUGUGCAGCUGUGCCACCACCACCACCUGGUGGAGGAAUGGUGAUGAUGCAGCUCAAUGUACCAAACAAUCCACAAUCUCGUGCUCACUCACCCCCCCAGUGGAAACAAAACAAAUAUUACUGUGAUCACCAGAGAGGACAGAAGUGUGUGGAAUUUAGCAAUGUAGACAAUAUUGUCCAGGAGAUGCCAGGUAUCCAUUACUUGGGCAACCACUGCAGUACAACUCUCCUGCUGUUCUGCACGGACACAUUCCAAACCAACAGAGUCAGCCUGGCAGCAGACAUGGAAACCGAGGAAGAAGACAAGCUAAAAAAGCUGCAUCCACGGACCUUGGAGCAGGAGAAGCAGUUGUUGGGAAGGUCUUGGAAAUAACUGAACUACCAGAUGGAAUAACUCGCAUGGAAGCCGAGAAGCUUUUUGGGGAACUCUUUAAAAUUGGCGCCAAGAUCCGGUGGCUCCGGGACCCCCAGUCCCAGCCCCAGCUGCGACGUCACCCCCUCUGCUGUGGCAGUGGGGACAACACUGUCAACCCUGAACGCUCCAAACCCAGUGACUUGGCCUCCACAUACACCGUCUUAGCCACGUUCCCCUCCAUUUCAGCUGCACAGAAUGCACUGAAGAAGCAAAUUAAUUCAGUUAACAAGUUUAAGCUGAGAACAAGCAAGAAGCACUAUGACUUUCAAAUUUUGGAAAGGGCAAGUUCUCAGUAACAGAGCCACCUUUGGACCCUUCACCUCUGAUUCCCCUGCCCUCUCCCAUGAUUGGCUUGAUAUUUGGAGCUUCUGUUAACAUUAUAGAGACUCCUAGGAUGUGUGGUCAUGGCGUUAUAGCUUGCGAAGAAAUGCCAGUGAUCCAGCAAAGGGGCGGCGGGUGUGGGGAAGAUACACAUUUCACCCCACAUGACUAUAGGAAUCACAUCAGAAUGAUACAGAGUUAGCAGGUUUUUCUAAGGAAAUGCUGUUCAAAUGCCUCCUAACUUUUGUAGUUAUUUUGUUUUAUAUUUCUGAAUUCUUGUAUCAGAUCCAAAGCUCUAUUGUACAGCAAAUUAUCCUUCAAAAUGAUUAUAACCAGUUGCAACCUGUAUUUCUUUUUGCAGCCAGCACAAUGUGACCCAACUUAGAAUUUGGGGGGAAAAGAAUGCAGGGGUGGAAUAACUAAGUCAAAACCAUGUUUUAUCUUCUUCUGGGAGUUAGAGGUGCUAAGGAGAGCCCACAAAUAGAAGAUUACUCUUCCCCUGAGUCUCUAAACACAGAAAUAAUUUCCAGAAAAUACAGAACUCUUCCCCCACAGGGUUCUUUCCUUAUACAUUUAGGUAGUAUGAACAUUAAGUAUAAAGUAAAUUAUGUUCUUAAUGCCUCUUAAUCAAACCACUUAGAUUCAAAGGGGAAAAGGAAUCAUUUUAGGCAGGAAAAUAUUUCCUUUUUUUUUUUUUUUUUUUUUAAUGUGUCCCUCCAGUAACUAAAUGCCACUUUAUUUGCAUUCUCCUCCUUGUGGAUUUUUUGUCAGCUAAGGAAAUGCGUUUGAUGAGUGCUGGAAACUUCUUAAGUGGUUUACAAUUUGUUUUCAUUGUUUGCAGCGGAUCACUGGACAUCAAAGAUUCAUUGCACUUAUGAACAAGGAACCUUUUUUUCAAUCUCUGUGUAAUUUGCAAGGCUGUACAAUGUGUGCUGAUGCAAGCCUUUUUCAGUUCAAGAGAAUAAAUGUUUACAAAUAUAA